AGUCAGCUUGUCCUCACAGUGCAGUUCAACCUCAGAGCCGCGUACUGCAAUCUCAGGCACGUGGCAUGACGGAGCAUGAAGAGGAACUGAUCAUGGGAUACAAAGCCUCUUAAAAUUAGCUCAGUGAUUCCAUGGGUGAAACACGAGAGAUACUGCAGCUUUAUAAACUCAGCAAUGCCCAGAUGUUGGCAACAGAAGAGAAGACCAACCAUUUUAACUGGACUGUGGGAGCUGACAGAAACAACUAAAAAUUUUUGCAGCGUGUCCUUGAGUGAAGGUGAUACCUGAAGUGGACUCUAUAAUGGAAACGGGUGGAAGACAAACCUGUGCAAGUGUGCAAAAGAACAGACGCUUUAAGCACACAGAUCACAUCAAACCUCAGUCAAACAUCACACAAGAGAAGGAUUCUGAUAUCAAAGUAAUGGCUGGAGAGAUACUUGAGACACACGAAUCCUGGGAGCCAAGCAUCCGCUACUCACUGCGAAUAGAAAGGUUUUGCUUUGUUGGCCACAAGAUCAGCAUCCGUGAAUCGUUUGACUCAUACGGUGCCCUCAUCUGGCCUGGGGCAGUGGCUCUCUCCAGCUACCUGGAAGCAAAUCAUAAGCAUGUCAGUCUGCUAGAUAAGGCAGUGCUGGAGCUAGGAGCAGGAACGGGACUGGUGUCCAUUGUGGCAUGUUUAAUGGGUGCAUGGGUGACAGCCACAGAUCUGCCCGACAUUGUGGAAAACCUGAGCUUCAAUCUCUCACACAACACAAGGGGGCGCUGCAGUUACACACCUCAGGUGGCCCAGCUGACCUGGGGGAAAGACCUGGACCUUAAUUUUCCCAGUACUAUCUAUAACUAUGACUACAUACUAUGUGCAGAUGUUGUCUAUCCUCACAACUGUCUGGAUGAGCUGCUACUCACCAUGAAACACUUCUGCAAACGGGGAACAACGCUGCUCUGGGCCAACAAGAUUCGCUUCUCUUCAGACCUGGAUUUUAUUGAUCGUUUCAAGAAGGCUUUCGAUACCACACUGCUAGUGGAGCUUCCAGAUGAGAUGGUGCGAAUCUACCAGGCCACAGUACAAGAUUGACUAUAGGAGGGCACGGAGCCAAAUACAGCAACUGAAAUACAAAAACUAGAUUAAAAGGAAAAGCUUUCUUUUACACUUGCAAUUUUAAAAUGUGAAAGUUGAAAAUUAACUGAGAAUCUGUGGCAAGAUAUUCUUGAAAUCAAACAUUCUAUAUCUCAAUUCUAUUACUAAAAGAUUCUAGGGUGGCACCAUAUGAUUAACUGUGAGCUUUUACAUGUAACAUUGUAAUUAUUAAUGAAAAAUUAAUACUUCUGUGCAUAAGACAGUUUGAAAUUAAACAAAAUGUUCUGUAUUCUUAAUAAAAAAACAUAAAAAAAAUAAAAUGCAUUGUUGAUAAAUAUUAAU
Molecule: messenger RNA, 1420 nt
Organism: Tachysurus vachellii
Lineage: Eukaryota; Metazoa; Chordata; Actinopteri; Siluriformes; Bagridae
Gene: mettl21cb
Product: methyltransferase 21C, AARS1 lysine b
Exons: 7
Coding region: 302-1075 (257 amino acids)
Biological process (GO): peptidyl-lysine methylation
Cellular component (GO): cytoplasm; cytosol
Molecular function (GO): protein-lysine N-methyltransferase activity
Source: RefSeq, a predicted model, not a curated record